Messenger RNA from Penicillium longicatenatum, 1440 nucleotides. RefSeq lists its product as uncharacterized. Gene Ontology annotation, cellular component: plasma membrane. The transcript is spliced from 6 exons. The coding region runs from base 1 to 1440 and encodes 479 amino acids. The record is from RefSeq and is a predicted model, not a curated record. Gene Ontology annotation, biological process: nucleobase transport; transmembrane transport. Gene Ontology annotation, molecular function: nucleobase transmembrane transporter activity. NCBI's taxonomy places the organism in Eukaryota, Fungi, Ascomycota, Eurotiomycetes, Eurotiales, Aspergillaceae.
AUGAUUGGAAUUGGCCUUAAUUGGUGGCAAUCCAUCGUCGUCAUUUUCGUAUCGCAAAUGAUUUCCUCGAUCGCCAUGGCCUUCAAUUCCCGCGCCGCGAGCGUGUAUCACAUCGGAUUCCCUUGCGUCGCUCGAAGCGUCUUCGGAAUGUGGGGAAGUUACUACUUUGUCGGUGCGCGAGCAGUUCUAGCUGUAAUUUGGUAUUCAGUGCAAAUGUAUUAUGGCGCUGAGUACAUGCACAAUAUGCUACGAGCGAUCUUUGGACACAAUUUCACCAACAUACCCAAUGCACUUCCGGCCAGUGCGGGGAUCACCACUUCUCUCAUGCUGGCAUUUUUCCUAAGCUGGCUUGUUCAUCUUCCAUUUUGUUAUUUCCGGCCAUAUCAAUUGCGAAAGUUCUUCUGGUUCAAGACAAUCGUUUCAUUGCCAUCUAUGUUUGGUUUGUUCAUUUGGGCCAUGGUUAAUACGAAUGGCAAAAUUGGGAGCUUGUAUAGCGUUUCCUCGCGAUCGUCGAGUGCUACUGCUUGGCUGAUUCUUGCUGGAAUUAACAGUGGCAUGGGAAACACUGCAACCUUGAUCACCAAUCAACCGGAUUAUGCUCGCUGGGCCAAAUCGCGUGGUGCACCUAUCUGGACGCAGCUUACAAAGGCUAACGGUACCAGGAAUCAAUGGGAUAUGAUGAGCCUGAUCCUGGACGAGUACUGGUCCUCAAAGACGAGAUUUGCCGUUUUCCUCUGUGCUUUCGCAUGGUUCGUCCAGAUCCUCGGAACCAACAUCGCGGCAAAUAUGAUGUCCUUCGGCGCCGACUCAGCCAUGUUGUUCCCCUCUUUCCUAAACAUCCGUCGUGGACAGUUCAUUGUCCAGUUUCUUGCUUGGGCGGCCUGCCCCUGGAAGAUCAUGACAUCCGCAGCCAAGUUCCAGACUUUCCUCGGUGGAUACGGUCUCUUUAUGGCGAGUGUUGUUGCCAUUAUGGUCUGCGACUAUUUCUGUCUAACGGGUGGCAACAUAACCACUGCUUCACUAUUCGUCCCCACAAAAGCGAAUAAAAACUAUUGGUACCACGGCGGAGUAAAUAUCCAAGCCGUGAUAGCCUACCUGAUUGGAAUCGCACUCCCCUUUCCAGGAUUUUGCGGUGAGCUCGGCGCCAAAGUCUCCAGUUCAGCGGCACACAUCAUGGAUAUUGCGUGGCUGACCGCAUUUGCGGUAUCAUUCGUGUCUUAUUACGUGAUUUGCACGUUCUGGCCAACAUCCAGCAUCCGUGAAGUGAAGGAGAGGAAUUUGACACGCGAACAGCUGGCCCCUGAAGAUGAUUAUUACGACGCUGCUAUUACAAAAGAUGAGGAGAUUACGGGUGCUGCCAUUUCCUCGGGCAGAUUCUAUGGACAUGAGGGCAAUGAUAUCCCCAAGGCCUUUUCAGAGAGGAAGUUUCCGGUCGAAUGA